Suillus bovinus is the source of this 3567-nucleotide messenger RNA. RefSeq lists its product as uncharacterized. The record is from RefSeq and is a predicted model, not a curated record. The transcript is spliced from 9 exons. Gene Ontology annotation, molecular function: protein binding. The coding region runs from base 228 to 3173 and encodes 981 amino acids. Lineage: Eukaryota; Fungi; Basidiomycota; Agaricomycetes; Boletales; Suillaceae.
UCGCGACAUCCAAGACUAUCCAAGUAUGGGAUACGCGCACAAACAAACGUGUUGCGAUCUUCAAGGCUCAUGCUGUCAUCAAUUCGCAGUCAUGCAACAUUUCACUAGCGUGGACACCUGAUGGAAAACGGCUUCUCUCAGGAGGAAAUUCUAAGGAUCCAACUAUACGGGAGUGGGAUACGUCGACCUGGAAUCUGGUCGGUAAUCCAUGGACAGGUCAUUCGAAGAUGAUUUACGCCAUUGCCGUGAAUUCCCAUGGGACAUUGGUCGCCUCUGCAUCUGAUGAUAAUGAUGUCCGCCUCUGGCAGCUUUCGAAUCGACGGACCAUCGCCAUAUUCAGACACACCGGCUAUGUUCUCCGCGUCACCUUUUCCACGGAUGGCAAGCACAUCCUCAGCGGAGGUAAGGAUAAGCGUAUCUCAAAGUGGGCCAUACCAGAGGACGCGUUGCCUAAAUCCAAGCUCUUCACGGUAAACACGGCAAUCCGCAAUGCGUUCAUAACUGGAGACUUGUUUACCGCUGAAUCUCUGCUAACGGAGGCGAUCUACGCUGAGAAAAAAACCAACUACAUUUCUUACGCCAAUCGCUCAUUUCUUAUGGCGCAGAAAUCCGAAUGGGACUGCGCGCUUGAAGAUGCACGUACGUCUCUCAGCAUUCAGCCCUCUUUGAUGGGCUGCAUCUCCAAGGGCAUUGCCCUCUGCGGACAAAAACAGAUUGAAGCAGCGAUGAAAGCAUUUGACCUCGCGUUCAUAUUUGCAGACGAAGAUUCGAAGGCCAUCCAUUUUCUUCUGUUAAUAAAGGCUAUUGCACUUUUUAAUGCAAAUCAACACGAAGAUGCAAUGGAGCGUGUCCAAGAGCUGGCUGCCGCCUGUCGUGGUGGCGAUACUCUUACUUGUCGUACGGUGAAAGCAUAUUUAAAUGUUCAACUGGGAAUAAAUGCUUUCAAUGAUGCGCGUUACGGCGAAGCUGAUGAUCACUUCACCACUGCUAUCAACACUGACGCUUUCUCAUCUAAACCGGCCGUCGACUCUACGUGUGAGGACUUAUGCGUGCUUUUCGGAUGGGACAUCGAGUUCUUGUGGAAAACUGCAAGGCAGAAACGUUGCUAUGCACUCCUUCGGUUGGGUAAAUUUCGAGCCGCCGUUGAUUCAUACAAUCAUAUGAUGGAUAUGAGUGACGAAACCAUGCAGGCCAGCUGCUUUGACUGGUCUACUGCUUUCAAGGAUGAAUGCAGCACGCUCUGUGUUACUAAGGGAGAUACUGCCUUCGCUGCGCAUGAUUACGACAAAGCAAUCGCUUUAUAUUCGGCAGCGAUUGACCUCGGUUCCGGAACCCUCGUCAUCUUCUUAAACCGCUGCAAGGCGAAUACAGAAAAAAGGCUAUGGGAGGAAGCAGUCUCGGAUGCGCAAAAGGUUAUCGAACUCGAGCCUUCGUCUUAUAUUGGAUAUCAAUUGAAACAUGCUGCUCUUCAUGGCGCACAGCGCUUUGACGAAGCUAUCGAUGCUUUCAAGGGCAUGCUCUCCAAGUUAGAGGAUGCUUCCGAGUCGCACGUACGAAACUUGCGUCAGCAUUAUAUCAGUCCAUUCGAAGCGGAAGUUGAUAUCCGAGGUUUCAUUAACCCUCAACUCGAAAACGCCCCACUUCGUCUACUAGACACUACCACCGGUCUUUUAUGUGACCGAGAGGCCCAAAUAACCGCAUUUAAGGAAAGCAGCGAGUACAAUGAACUUCUGCUAUUCAUAAUGACGCAUCCAGACUCACGAAUGGAGCACAUCAGAGCAGUGGUGGAAAAAUACUUCCGUUGCGUCAUGUUAUCACACAGGUGGGAGGGGAAGGAAUCACGGUUGCAAGACAUCAAGGGCAAGAACGUAUACGAGUUGCAUCCAGUUGGUGGCAUCCUGAAGUUGCAGGUAUUCUGCAGGACUGCUGGCGAUGCGGGGUAUCGCUGGGCCUGGAUGGACACGUGCUGCAUCGAUCAGACCAACAACGUUGAGCUCAGCGAAUCGAUCGACUCCAUGUUUGACUGGUAUCAUCAUGCAGCACUUACUAUCGUUUACCUGUCAGAUGUUCUACCUUCCUCCAAUUCUGGCGCACUGGGAAAGAGUGUUUGGAACGAACGAGGAUGGACAUUUCAAGAACUUAUGGCUUCAAAAUGCAUCCUCUUUUAUCAGAAGGAUUGGACCCUAUAUCUCAACGAUUGCUCUGCCAACCACAAGCAUUCCAAUGAGAUCACAGAGGAGUUAGCAGAAGCCACAGGCAUAGAUCGAGAGUCCCUCGCUUCUUUCCAUCCAGGGACGAGAAAUGUCCGAAAGAUACUCCAAUGGGCAUCCUCGCGUAUCACCACACGGCAGGAAGACAUUGCUUAUUCCUUGUUUGGCGUCUUCCGCGUCUACCCAGGCGUUUCUUAUGGGGAAAGGAAGCAGAAUGCCCUUGGGCGGCUUUUGCAAGCGAUCAUAGCUCAGUCGGGCGACAUUACUGCUCUGGACUGGGUUGGAAAACCAUCCGAGUUCAACAGCUGUCUGCCAGCUGAAAUAUCUUCAUACAAAACUCUACCGCCCACAUUCCCAUCUCUAUCUCCUGAAGAGCUGUCCGAAUCAGUCUCGUUGCUACGAGAUACUGGGGAUGUACAAUUGGCUUCGAAAUUGUACAGCAAACUCGACUCCCUUCAUGCUCCUCGUUUUGCGCAUAAACGUCUACAACUGCCUUGCAUCGCAUUCCGUGUCACCGAAAUCAAACGGAAGAGCCGUCAAGGCCAAGAUACACGUACCACGUAUGAAGUCAAGACAGACAGACUUCGAGACCUACUGAUCACCACGGAAGACGAACUCCAAUUGCCGAUUAGACUCAUUCGAACAACUGAGUUCUUGCUUAUUCGUCCGUGGGAUCAUGGUCUUCUCGGGUCUGAUGACGUGCACAACGUAGGCAAUUUGACCCCGCCUGAAUCCCCUGCAGACGUUUCGUCUGUCGGGUCCUCCGAAGAGCAUGAGGUUGAUCCGGAACGAGCAUUGCGAUUAAUCGUUCGUCUUGGACAGCCUUUUGGCGCAUUUUUGCUCAAGCGCGAGCUGCUCCGCAAAGAAUAUAAGAGAGUCGCCUCAGAUCUCAAUAUUAUCGCACAACUCAAAGACACGACUCACGUUCACGAUAUGGAAAUCAGGACAGUAGAAAUCUUGUAGUGGAGAAUUUGAACUUUAACUGGAUUGUCGCCUGAGAGUGAUAAAUCAGACCAGACUGGAAUUUAUGUUUUGCAGGUAUACAGGUGAUGUCUGAGUCGACCCCAAAUGUGGCGAAUAUCUGAUGACCAUGACACAGUCCGAUUUUACGUGGAUGUGGUCAUCGAUCAAUGUUCAACUCCACGCUGGCGCUUGAUAUCGUAAUCCGUAUCGAUCUGGGGCACUAGACAGCUUUCCGUAGCUAAGAGUUUUGCCGUGCACAUCAAGUACUGGUAAAACCCAACCCCGUGCUACUUACUCUACGCGGAUAUUGUGUCGAUGUCAGGGCUCAAACCCAUUAUCUUCUACGAUAUUCCCAGCAUUGUGCAGGGUGAACCAUGGUCUCCGAACACGAUGA